CAACAAAUAACCGCACCAUUCAUUGCAUUGCAGCCUUCAUAAAUGCUGAGUUUCCCAGUGGGCUGUUUUUUUUGACCCAUUUUUUUCUCCUAUUCCUACCCAUCCACCAAACAUGCCGAAGCCGGAAAAACCAGAGAAAGGAACACCCGAAUAUGCUGCCUAUAAGAAGGCUAAGAAAGAGCGGAAAGAACGUCGCGAACAUGGCCGUUCAAAAAGCUUAACCGUCAAGACUGACCAAAACACGCUGUCCGCUCAAUCUCAUUCACGAGCUGGCUCUGAAUUCUCGUACAUUAGUAGUGUCGGAUCUGGGGCUGAGGAGGAACCAGGAAAGUAUAAGAAGGCGGCAGAGGAAGCAGCGAGAGAGAUAGCUAGGGAGAGGGGGUUAUCAAGUGGGUAUAGUGUCAUCGGAGGAGCCAGUGCAAGUGGGAGCGUUAGUGCAGGUUACCAGGGGAGUUAUGGAGGUUCGGAAUCUUAUAGCCCUGUUUCGCCUGUUUCGCCCGUGAGUCCUUCACCUGGGGGAGCGCGGCAAAAUCGCUCUUAUUCUUCCUCGGCAGUUUCGGUGCCAGCACCCCCACCAGGACAGUACCCGCCGUAUCAGCAGAACCCGUAUCCCGGGCAGUACCCACCUCCAGAUCCCUAUCCACAGCCGCCGGGAGCCGGCCUCGCACCCGCUGGCCAGUACAGUGCCCCGGGAGCAUAUCCAGGAUACGGCUAUCCACCUGGUUACGCUGGUCCUCCUCCACUACCCCCGCCUUCCCCGGGAAUCUACCCCCAAGUGUCGCCAAAUGCACCACCGCCCCACGAUCCACAGUUUGUUCCGCCGCCGCCCGGAUUUGGCGCAGGUGGAGGGGUAUACCCGCCUGGAGAGACACCGACACAAUACAACAAUCCGGAUUAUUAUGCUGAAACGCAGAAUCCGCCCCAAGGGACACAAAAUACGCCGUCUUAUUUUCCCGGACAGGCUGGCAGCUCUGCUAGCCCUUACCCAGCGCCUCACCAGCUUCCAGCACCUCCUCCCCCAUCUCAAUACCCACCGGUUAAUAGCAGUAGCACAGCCGGCGCGUCCUCGAGUAGUCAUGGUGCGGUGUCGGUUCCUCCACCACCUCCUCCAAAACAUGGCUUUCUGGAUUCCUUAAAGAUACCCUCAUUCUCGAGCCUCUCGAUCAAGAACGAUAAGCCUAACCAAUUACCACCGCCUUCCCCGGCCCUUCAACCGUACCAUGGAACUUACCAAUCCAUUUCCCCACUCCCCUCACCAACGCUUUCGCCAUCACCACUCUUUUCUGCCUCCGGGUCAAUUUCCAUAGCAGGCCACUCGCUGAAUAGUGCAUUCUCACUUGGUCCCUCCGCAUUCUCUCCAAGCCCCGGCGGCCAAUCGCUCCAUCAGACCCUAACAGCCCAACACUCCAGCGAAAAGCCCAUAGCAACACCAGUAUACCCUGCUGGUCCUCCGCGUCCCGCAACACCUCCAUACAAUCCAACAGAAGAUGCAAAAGCCCUCCUAUCGGCCCUGAGGCACACAUUCCGUCCACCUACGGGCCCACUGAUAGAUAUUUUACCAACCCUUUCCCCAUCCCAAAUAUUGCAACUUCGUCAGGAGUACAAAUCAAUCUUUAGGAAGGUCAAUAUAGCCAAGCACAUCAAAACCGUCUUUCCAUCAAACACAUAUGGUGGCUUUGGGAAGGUUGCUUUCGCAGUAGCCUUGGGGCCGUAUGAAUCAGAGAGCUGGUUUGCAAACUGCUGGUAUCAGCGAAAAGAGACUCGUAACGAACUCUUGAUUGAAGCUUUAAUGGGAAAAUCCGGCGAUGAGAUUCGGAAGAUAAAGGCUGGUUUCAAGGACGCCAAGUACCUGAACAGUCUCGAGAAAGUUGUGCGCAAUGAGCUUGAAGGGAACAAAUUCCGGUUGGCAGUGCUGAUCCAGCUUGAGGGAGUGAGGAUGGAAGAGAGUGCUGAAGUUCGGAUUGAUAGUGUUAGGGAAGACGUCAAAAAGCUGGGGGAGAUCAUGGAAAGGAAGGAUGCGAGGGGCGGCGAAACAAUAAUGAUUGAGAUUCUGGUUAACAGGAGUGACUGGUGGAUCAGGGAGAUGGCGGGGCAAUACAAAGCCACCUACCAAAGGGAUUUGGCGAAGGCUGUUAUGAGACAUUCUAGAAAUCUUGUGGGAGAAACAUUACUCCAUAUUAUAAAUGGUGCAGUUGAUAAACCUCUCCGCGACGCGAAAUUGCUCGAACAAGCCAUCAUGGCAUUGGUGGAGCAGGGCCGUGAAGAUUUGCUUAUUAGCAGGAUGGUCAGAGUGCACUGGGACCCUUACCAUAUGGACCGCGUCAAGAAGGUUUAUAAGAAGAAAUUUAAGGUGGAUCUAUCGGGAAGGCUUAAGGGAGUUGUUGACGGCGAUUUCGAAAAAUUCUUGCUAAGGAUGAUUAGGGAUUAAAAAUUUCUUCUUCUCCUUAGUGAUGAAGUUAUGGUGUAGUGA
This is a messenger RNA of Tuber melanosporum (Perigord truffle), 2470 nucleotides long. RefSeq lists its product as uncharacterized. Gene Ontology annotation, cellular component: cytoplasm. Lineage: Eukaryota; Fungi; Ascomycota; Pezizomycetes; Pezizales; Tuberaceae. Bases 113 to 2428 code for a protein of 771 amino acids. Gene Ontology annotation, molecular function: calcium-dependent phospholipid binding; calcium ion binding. The transcript has 3 exons. The record is from RefSeq and is a predicted model, not a curated record.